Messenger RNA from Spodoptera littoralis (African cotton leafworm), 641 nucleotides. The record is from the annotation of a GenBank genome assembly. Lineage: Eukaryota; Metazoa; Arthropoda; Insecta; Lepidoptera; Noctuidae.
GGGCUUGCAACAUUAACAGUAAACAGUUGUUUAAUUUUAUCACUGAUUCUACUAUAAAUGAGGGUAAGUUGAGCAGGGAGCACGUCUUACUCAAUUGACAGAAAAAUGGCAGAUCAAAGGGACGUUAACAAUAUGAUCGCUCAGGAACAGAUUGAGGAUGAGGCUUUCAAGAAUAUGUACAUUUCUAAAAGACUACCAGAGGUAAUAAACUAUGAACGAGGUAUCAACAAUGCAAAGGAGGGUGAUACAGAAGAUUUAGCAUCCAAGAAGAUAGCUGGCUUCAAAGAGGAUUUGUCAGCAGUGGACAAACCAGACAUAUUGCAAGAUGAAGCUGCAAUACUGCAGGAGGAUGAUGUCAAUGAGGAUGAAGAAUCCAACUCAGAAAGUGAAUCAGAGGAAGGAGAAGAAGCGAAAAAACAAUUCAAGACCUGCGCUCGGCCCCGAAACGAAUCACCAAACAGUAAGAAGUUACGAAAAAAAGCCGUAAAGGAGGCAAAAGCUGAAAAACGAAAAAACAAAACAAAGAAACAAAUCAUAAACAUAUUAUCAUAUCGACGGGACUAAGGAUCAGGAAAGAGAUAGAUGUACUUUUUGUUUCAUCUUUAAAUAUGAGACUACCAUUUUUAACUGUUCACUUUAGG